UUCUGGAAUCAGGCCAGCGGCGGGUGAUAUAAUGCGGAAACCAGGCCCUCAAAAAGCCAUAGACUGGAAGGAUGGUAAAAAGCACAAGCACAGCCGCCCAUCAGAAUCUCCCUCCCAAUACCAAGGUCACUUCACCUGGGAUAAAUACCUGAAGGAAACAUGUGCCAUCCCAGCUCCUGCACAUUGCUUCAAGCAGUCAUACACUCCACCUACCAAUGAAUUCAAGAUCAGUAUGAAACUAGAAGCCCAGGACCCCAGGAACACCACGUCCACAUGCAUUGCUACCGUGGUGGGUCUGACAGGCGCCCGCCUCCGCCUGCGGCUCGAUGGCAGUGAUAACAAGAAUGACUUCUGGCGGCUGGUGGACUCGGCUGAAAUCCAGCCCAUAGGAAACUGUGAGAAGAACGGYGGGAUGCUGCAGCCUCCACUUGGCUUUCGUCUGAAUGCCUCUUCUUGGCCUAUGUUUCUUCUGAAGACUCUAAAUGGAGCAGAGAUGGCUCCUAUCCGGAUAUUUCACAAGGAACCACCAUCUCCAUCCCAAAACUUCUUCAAGACAGGUAUGAAGCUGGAGGCAGUGGACAGGAAGAACCCUCACUUCAUCUGCCCGGCCACCAUUGGGGAGGUGAGAGGUUCUGAGGUCCUCAUAACAUUUGAUGGCUGGAGAGGUGCCUUCGAUUACUGGUGCCGAUAUGAUUCCCGGGACAUCUUUCCCGUAGGCUGGUGCUCGCUGACGGGAGAUAAUCUGCAGCCWCCUGGAACAAAAGUUGUGAUUCCAAAGAGCCCUUUACCUGCCUCCGAAGUAAACUCGGAGAAACCUAGCAUGCACAGUAGCACAAAGACUGUUUUGGGGCAUCAACAAGGGCAAAGGCGUCGCAAAACAGGGAAGAAGCGUGGUCGAACCACCAAAGCACUAAUCCAUCACCCCAUGCCUACACCCUCCAAGUCAGUGGAGCCUUUGAAAUUCCCCAGAAAGAGAGGCCCAAAGCCUGGCAGUAAGAGGAAACCUAGGACAUUGCUGAAUCCAGCACCCACAUCUCCAACAACCAGUACCCCAGAACCAGACACAAGCACUGUGCCACAAGACGCUGCUACCAUCCCCAGCUCUGCCAUGCAGGCUCCCACAGUUUGCAUUUACUUGAACAAGAACGGCAGCACGGGGCCCCAUCUAGACAAGAAGAAAGUUCAGCAGCUGCCUGACCAUUUUGGACCAGCUCGGGCUUCUGUUGUCCUGCAGCAGGCAGUGCAGGCCUGCAUUGAUUGCGCUUAUCAUCAGAAAACCGUCUUCUCCUUCUUAAAACAAGGCCACGGGGGAGAGGUCAUCUCAGCUGUGUUUGAUCGGGAACAGCACACUCUGAACCUGCCAGCAGUAAACAGUAUCACCUACGUCCUCCGCUUCCUGGAGAAACUCUGCCACAACCUCCGCAGUGACAACCUCUUUGGGAACCAACCUUUCACUCAGAACAGCCACAUGCAGCGCUCACACGAGUACGACCACGACAGGUAUCUACCAGACAGAAGCAGUUCGUUAGACGGCACUCUGCAGGGACCAGGCCGGGGUACAAAGCGCUAUUCCCAAGAUUCCCCUCCAUACAGUGCUCCUCUCUCCCCCAAGUUACCAAAGAAUGACCGUCACCCUUUGGAAGGUGAAACCUUUGUCCUGGGAGAUGGCCUCCCAGGUGUGCUGGAGCCUCGCCUGGACCCCAUGGACUCUGCCUUGGACUCUGUCAAUUCAUCAAGCCACAGCAGGAGCUCCAGAAACUAUCGCCUGCAGGGAUACAGACACCUCCACCAACCCUCUAGCCUCACUCAGGGCAGUACCUCCGCCUUGCGUAGGCUUAGCUCUGGGGGUUCAGAUAGGUACCUUGGAUCUCGAGACGUCUCACGGCUGAGCAACCGAGACCCCUCGUCCUGGACAGUGGAGGAAGUGAUGCAGUUCAUACGAGAAGCUGAUCCACAGCUGGGACCCCAUGCCGACCUCUUUCGAAAACAUGAGAUUGACGGGAAGGCCCUGCUCUUGCUGCGGAGUGACAUGAUGAUGAAGUACAUGGGGCUGAAGCUGGGGCCAGCCCUGAAGCUAACUUACCACAUCGACAAGCUAAAGCAAGGCAAGUUCUGAGAGGACGCUUGGCAGGAUGGGUGCUGGACACGCUGCUUGUGCCAGCCCGCUCGCCUGCAGACAGGUACGCAUGCACACACACCCAUUUAUGCCAAUGGACACUUCUCUGAAACAGCCCAGACUGGUGCAGGGAUCCAGUCAGCCACCCACCUGCUCCUUCCUCCGGCAGCCAGGCUGGGAAGGAGAAUGACAACCUCCUUCCAGGCUUUCUGGAAGGAGAAUGACAACCUCUUGGCCCCAGGGCUUCGCACAGAACUCAAGUCCUGGGUGUCCUGUUGGAAGCAGAGAGACUGGCCGUUCUCCAAAGCCAUUGCUUCUCUGUUGUCUCCUGGUCCCUCUGCCUUGGGACUAAGGAGCUGCUCUGGAUGGGAUUUGUGGCAGAGCCUUUCAGGGACUGGGCAGCUCUGCUGGAUCCUCCCUGCUUGCUCCGCUGCAGGAGUGCAAUGCCCUCACGUUUCCUGCCAGCCCCGCUCUCCUGGCCUUGCUGCACCAGGUGGUCCUCACAUCAGACCGGCUGUGGACCAAGCAGGCUGGACACCCUGCACAUCACCAUGUCACCUGGACAGCUGGGCUGAGAGAGAGGCGGCGCCAGGGAUUCACCCUCAACUCUCGUAAUACUCUGGCUAGCUUAUAACCACCACCACCCRAUACCCAGUCUUCCAUAGCAAGGUGGGAGCCGCAGCAUGUGCUGGAGCCCCAGCACCCUGCGCCCUGCCUGGCCCUGGGGCGCCCACCUCCCUUCGGAGGCAGAGCUGAGCCAACCCGUGACUGCCCACCUUCCUUGUGCCAGUGGCAGCAGAGGACGGAGGCUUUCGUAUUUAUUUCUGACUGGGGUGGCUGAGAUGAUGCCCCUUGGCCAGCACCCAGCUGUGCUGRCAGCAUGGAGCAAGCCGUGGAAAAGGAGUCUGGAUGCUGCAGGAUUCGAUUGUUCGAUUGAUCCUUCUCUCCUUUUUUUCUUUUUUCUUUUUUCUUUAUAAGAAGUUUUCUGCUUAAAAUUAUGACUUUUUUUUAAUACCUGUUGUUAAGCUCAUAACCCUUGGAGAUUUCUAGCCAGAAAUGUAAAAAUGUGUCUUUCCAGUGGGCCCUCCUGAUACUCUGGUGUUUCAGACCAUCCCAUCUCAGCAGGUGCCAGAGGGUGUUGGGCCUGGGGGUCAGAGGAGCCUAGUCUGAUGGGCAGUGCCCCGUUCCUGRGGGCACCUCUGUGUUUCAGGCACUCUACCGUAUUCAUUUAAAUGGCACUUGAGCAGCAGUAUGCUGUCCCAAACACAUCACUGCAGCUGCAAGACAAGUAUCUAAGAGGACAUUUGUCAGCCCUUGAUGAAAUCUGGUCGGCAGCAGCCUGGAGCUCGCAAACCGUGGAUAACUCUGAGACUCCAGUGGCAACAGACUUGCUGUCCUGCUCCACAACCUUCCUAUGGAGGCAGGGGCUGCACAAUCCCCUGGAGCAUCUYGUGCCA
Nothoprocta perdicaria is the source of this 3573-nucleotide messenger RNA. RefSeq names its product Scm polycomb group protein homolog 1 (gene SCMH1). Gene Ontology annotation, molecular function: protein binding. The transcript has 14 exons. The coding region runs from base 32 to 2116 and encodes 694 amino acids. Gene Ontology annotation, cellular component: nucleus. Lineage: Eukaryota; Metazoa; Chordata; Aves; Tinamiformes; Tinamidae. Gene Ontology annotation, biological process: regulation of DNA-templated transcription. The record is from RefSeq and is a predicted model, not a curated record.